UGCCCGCCAGGCUGUGGCAUUUUUAGUUCAGCUCGAGCAAAGAUGACAGAAAGAGAGCCUUUGGUCGACAAGAAAGGUAAAACCAUUUCAGCCGUUUGGAAACAAUUUGGUUUCAAGAGUCAAUGGAGUCCGAUGUGGAACAAAAAGAAAUAACGUGCAAGAUGGAAAUAUGACCAAUUUGUUUAAUCAUCUGAAAUUCAAUCACAAAGUAGUUUAUGACCAAACUAUAAACAAACAAAAAACAGCGAAAUGUAAAGCGACUUCUUCCACCGCAAAACAGUAAUCGAUUAAGGACACUUUUUAUAAUGCAACGUCCUACCCAUCCUGCUCUCACAGACAUAAAGAAAUAACAGAUGCCAUCACAUUCUUCAUAGCAAAAGACAUGUGUCCAGUUAGCACUGGUAGCAACCAGGGAUUCAAGAAACUGGUAAACACUUUGGACAAGCGUUACGCGAUGCCAUCGUGACACCAUUUCACCAGAGUUGCACUGCCUGCCCUAUAUAAUAAAUGCCGUGAGGAAGUUGCAAAUGAUGUGUCUACAGCCGAAUACUUCGCCACUGCAACAGACAUAUUGUCAAGCCGCACCAUGGAGCCUUACAUCUGUCUUACAAUUCAUUACAUCGACGCCGAUUUCAAUUUGAAGACGAAGUGUCUCCAAACGGCAUUUUUUUCCUGAAGACCACACGGGGCAAAACAUCGCCCAUGGACUGAGGAAAGCGAUGGCUGCAUGGGGCUUAAAGGAGGACAAGCUCGUCUGUAUCACUACGGACAAUGCCUCAAACAUAAAGCAGGCGAAUGACAUCAAUGGAUGGAUGAGGCUCCAGUGCUUCGGGCAUAGACUUCACUUAGCCAUAGAGAAUGCAAUGAAGGAUCCCAGGAUUGACCGUGCGAUGGGGAUCUGCAAGAAACUGGUUAGCAGCUUUUUCUAUAGUUGGAAAAAAAAAGAGGGAGCUCGCAGAGGCACAGAAGAAGCUGAAUCUGCCUGAACACUCACUAAAGACAGAAUGUUCAACCAGAAGGGGAUCUAGGCAGGCCAUGAUCGACAGGGUCCUUGAGCUGCAGAAGGCCAUUGCCCAGGUCUUUUCAAAUGACCGAAAAGUCAGACAUCUCAUCCUCUCGUGGCAGGACAUUGAUGUACUGGUGGCCAUCAAGAAGUCUCUCAGCCCUCUGGUUGAAUUCACAGAUGCACUUUCUGGGGAGAAAUAUGUAAGUGUGUAUUUUUUUAAACCAACCCUCCACCUCUUCAUCAGCUCAAUACUGUCAGUGCAGGAGGAUGACACAGACCUCACCAAAAGCAUCAAAAUGAAGAUAGUAGAUCUCAAUGACAAAUACAAUGACACAGCAACACAAGAGCUGCUUGACAUGGCCUCUGCCCUGGACCCGAGGUUCACGCUACAAUAUAUCAGUGAAGACAAUCGAGGGUCCAUCCAAGACAGACUGACAACUGAGAUGAAGAUGGAGAAGACCCCUCUUGAGACAGCAGUGAUGCCUGCUGAUGACAUGGAUGAUGCUGCUGGACCAAAGAAGAAGAAGAAGGGCCUGGGCAGUUUCUUCAAGGUCACUGUAGGCAAUGCUGCAGGACCUGCUCUGCAACAGGAUCAGGCCAUAGCUCUUGAGCUACAGUCUUACCUCCAGGCAGGGACACUGGACACUGAGCAGGACCCAUUGGACUGGUGGAGGGAAUCCCGGGCGCUCUACCCACGGCUCUCCAACUUGGCAAGAAAGUACCUGUGCAUCCCAACCACAAGUUCACAAGGUCUUCAGCACAGGUGGAAAUAUUGUCAUCUGCCUGCGCUCAUCUCUGAAACCAGACCAUGUAAACAGGCUGGUGUUUCUGGCUAAAAACUUUUAAAAGAUUACUUUGAUCAGCCCUACCAGCAUUAGCCAUUUUGGCCUAAAUCAUCCUUUAAUUUCUUUCUAGUUACUGACUGGAAUAUGUUGAAUAUAGUUUACCAAAAUGUUUAAUAUAUAGGAGUUUUAAGUAGGCUGUGGCAGUGCACUACAACAUAUUUGAUAUAAUUUAUUUUGGGCUAAUUUAUUUUUAUUUAUCAUUUUUAUAUAUUAAAUAAAUGUUUAGUAGUUUUCAGUUGGUUGAGGAAAUGCACUAUAACAUAGUUGAUCUUAUUUAUUUUGAUCUAAUUUAUUUUUAUUUUUACAUUAUUUAAGUAUAUAUAUAUAUAUAUUUUACAUGUUUUACAUAUUGUUUUUCAGUUGAAUUUUAUUCAAGGAAAUCCACUAUUAAAAAUACAAUAAAAAGUAAAAAAAAAAAAAAAAAAGUUCAAUAAAUGCAUGAUGUUUUCAAAGUCGAUGAGUAAUCGUGUUUAAUAAUCGUGAUCUCAGUAUUGACCAAAAUAAUCGUGAUUAUGAUUUUUGCCAUAAUCGAGCAGCCCUACUACCAUGCACAAAUUUGGCCUUGAAGCAGAGCCAAAGAAUGAACAAAGAUUAGACAUACCUAAGAUUGAACAAUGCUCUGAAAAGCAUCUUCAAAAUCGAUUACAACAGGUAGGCUAACGUUAGCAUCAUUAUGUUAACAAAGAGUACCAGUUAGCCAAACCGCUAGUAGCACAUGCUUCGCAGGCGAUUCAGUCCAUCCCCAGAACAGGCGGCCACAUGACUGUGACACACUCAUUGGUGACAUGUCUUAGCAUUAAAAUACACAAAAGCAUGGGUGCUGAUCAUAAUCAGUCACAUGAUGGGUGUGACAAAUCACUUUUACAGAGAGGUGACAGCCUAUCCUGCUACAAUUGUAUAGGGCUUCGUGACCCACAAACUUGUUUCCAUAACAUCAGUUUGACACAGCAUCGAAGUGAACUACAAAAGAGAACUGAACAUGUUCACGUUUCCACAACCACAAUGUAAUGGGAAUGGAAAAAGGUUUUAGGAAUAUAAAUGUGUUAGAUGAGAUGAACAUUUUAGUUUUUGUGGCUUUUAGUCCAUGUCUGUUAGCUUUUAGGUCAUCUAAAUGCUAGGUUUCUCUUAAAAGUUGACAAAAUUGAACUUUUAGUAGAUGCACGCUUUUAUAAUUGUAACCAAGUGGAGAAAUUUCAUGUAAUUUCACUCUUAUCAUAUAUUGGAAGUGGCCCCUUUAAGAACCAGAGUUUUGCAACACCUGCUUUCAGGCACUCUCUCCUGUUGCUCAUGUGUGCUGGUUAGAGACAUGAGAACAUACGUUGUGCAAGAGAGCUCCCAGUUUUGUCAACGGUUGAGAAUUCUUGGGUAAAUAUAACAUUUUACACAGAAUGCUUAUAAAUUGAAUUUAAUAUGUGUUGAGAGUCGUAUGUAAAAUUUAGUGUUUGUUAUGGGUUAUUUUUGAAGGAUGCAUAUGGAUUACAUGUGUGGAGUUAGACCAUGUUCUGUGCACAUGCGAGGACUGGGUAUGUAAAUUUAUAAUAAAUCAUGUUUUAUUUAAUGAUUUAUAGACCAGAGUGUUUUCCAGUUAAGUGAAUUGGCUAUCUCUGAAAAAUUCUUUGGUUAUCUGCUGGGUUCCAAGUUUGUGGUCAUCACAGAUAUCAAACCUCUGUGCCAUCUAAAACCGGCCAAGCUUGGUGCAAUUGAGCAAAGAUGGAUCACUUAAUUAGCCGUUUUCGAUUUUGAGGUGAAAUACCGCCCAGGAUGGCAUAAUGCAGCUGCUGAUGCCAUCUCUAGGCUUGUGUUUUGUUUUGCAUAUAUAUGAUGAUGUUGUUGACUUUUUCGAGCGGUAUUUUGUCUUUAUAUUAUAUUAUGUGGAUGUGAAUAUACUCUGCUUUGUGAUUAACUGAAUGAUUGAUUAAUGAUUGAAGCUCAUUGGCCACUGCCAAUUAAGUAUCUCUAAAAUAAGAUACUGGUGUGUGUUUGUUCUCAUACCCUGACAAAGGCAGCUAGUCUGCUGAUAUGCAUUAGUUUUGUAAUGAUUUGUUGCAUAAUAAAAUAAUUUUGAAUUGGA
Molecule: messenger RNA, 3922 nt
Organism: Myxocyprinus asiaticus (Chinese sucker)
Lineage: Eukaryota; Metazoa; Chordata; Actinopteri; Cypriniformes; Catostomidae
Product: E3 SUMO-protein ligase ZBED1-like
Exons: 3
Coding region: 1036-1842 (268 amino acids)
Molecular function (GO): protein dimerization activity
Source: RefSeq, a predicted model, not a curated record